Guillardia theta CCMP2712 is the source of this 1416-nucleotide messenger RNA. RefSeq lists its product as hypothetical. NCBI's taxonomy places the organism in Eukaryota, Cryptophyceae, Pyrenomonadales, Geminigeraceae. The coding region runs from base 1 to 1416 and encodes 471 amino acids. The transcript has a single exon. The record is from RefSeq and is a predicted model, not a curated record.
AUGGUCACAUCUCAAAGUCCUCCUUUCAUGCCUCACAAGGCUAAUAUGAUCAUCAAUGCCUGGUGCCACAGUCAUAGGUACGGCUUUGCAGACAAAGUGGAUCUAGAAUCGGGUAAGGUUGUCGAGUGGACAUACGGUAGCAUACCAAAAAACCUCCGUGAAAUCAUCAAGCACACACUUGGUGAUUUUUCGGAGAGCGUAGACGAAGCGGUCGAUUGCUUUAUUGAGACUGACUGCACAGAUUCGGAUCCUGAGUUCAGGCAAGCACCAGGUGUGCCAUCUUCAAAGCUUCUGCAUAGUUUCAUGCACGAUAAAAGGAAGCGUGUCCUGCUGCUUCUCGGACAGGCCGGAUCAGGCAAGUCAACCAUCGGCAUGAAGUGGGUAAUAGAGAUGGGAGAAGCAUGGCAUGCAGACAAAGCUUACCCAGUGUAUCUAUAUCUUCCGAGAUGCAAAAGUGUAAAGGAAUACAUGAAGGAUGCUGUGGGGCCUGAGAAAUCGCCAGUCAAUGAUCAGGCGUGGAGAGAUUUCCUUCGCCGUCACUCGUUUUUCGUCGUAAUGGAUGCUUAUGAUGAGAUGGGGACGACAGAGAAUGUUGUCGACAAGCUAUUCAAGGAGCUUGCAGUCAGCAAAGGCAUCAAGGUUAUCGUUACUUGUAGGAGUGGCUACCUGAAAAUGGAAGGAAAGGCAGACCCGCUCUUUUGGCCGCAUGGGCUUGGGGGAAGGGAAGCCCUUCAAGUCGCUUGGGUUUGUCCACUGAGCUGGAACGCGAAGGAUCAAAUCAGCCGAUACAUCGAAGACCAAGUAAUGAAGCGAUCUCACAAGGGAUUGAGCAUGGAGCAAUUUGAAGAGGCAUUAAAAUCAAAUCCCGAGCUCAAAAGCAUUAUAAGCACACCCUACUCGUUGAAGGUGAUGCUUACUGUGCUUCCUGGACUAUUUUACAAACGAAUGAACAAGCCAAAAUCCAUGAUUACACGACACAGCAUGUACAAGGAGUACGCCAAGGAGUGGUAUAGAAGAGAGUGGGACAAAUUGAAGCAAAAUCAUAAGCUUGCAGAGUUGGCGCAGCAGGCCGAGGUUGAUGAUGGAAAUUACAUUCGCUGGUACUCAAGAGCUGCUCAACAGCUCUGUCUUCACAUGCUCAGGCAACGUAACAUCAUCAUACGACACAAGUCAGGGGGGAUCUUCCUAUCAGAACCUCCUUUCAACCUGUCGAUGAGGCAAGGCCACGUGGAGAAGGAGUUGGGAUACUGGCUGCUCAGAGGCUGCCUGACACGACUCAAGACAAACAAGCUUGGAGAUAUUCUGGAGGUCAGCUUCGUGCAUGACACUGUGCGGAGUUUCUCCUUGCCGAGAAUACCUUUGAGGAGCUUCGCGCUGGUGUGGGCGAGGAAAACGAUAUCGUGCCAGAGGGUCUGA